UACAAACGCUGCGGUUUGCAGCACAAGCCAAAACAGUGUCCAGCUUAUGGUAAGCUAUGCUCUAAUUGUCGGGGCAAGAACCAUUUUGCAAAGCAGUGUUUCUCAAAAAGAAAAGAGGAGAAGAAUAGAAAAUCUAUAAACAUAGUGGAGGACACAGAUCUGUGUGAAACAUUCUUUGUUGGUAUGGUUAACUGUGAAGAGGAAACAGAAAAACAAGUCAAUGCUGUCAGAGAGGAUAAGUGGACAGCACCAUUGGAGAUAAAUGGGACUAUAAUAACAAUGAAACUGGACACUGGUGCAAAGGCAAACCUGAUUAGCACGUCUGACAUUAAAGUGAUGAAAAUGAAACCAAAAAUACACAAAGAAAUGACAGAGUUGAAAGACUACAAUGGACAGAAAAUAGAGUGUUUAGGUACAUGCAGGCUGAAAGUGACUGUAAAAGAAAAAGUACACCACCUAUUCUUCUCUGUUGUUGCUGAGGACCUUGAUUCACUACUGGGUGAUAAAGCCUGUGAGAAUUUGGGGCUGGUAAAAAGAGUGUAUUGCAUCAACACAGCUGCAAGUACACCGAGUGACACUGUUGACUCCAUAACACAGAACUAUGAAGAUGUUUUUAGAAGUCUUGGUGCACUGCCCUUCACAUAUAAAAUCCAGUUAAAAGAAAAUGCACAACCAGUUGUGCAUGCUGCACGAAGAGUUCCAGCACCACUGAGAGACCGUUUAAAAAAGGAACUGGACAGGAUGACGAUGUUGGGUGUGAUAAAGAAAGUUGAAGAACCAACCGACUGGGUCAACUCCAUGGUGUGCGCAAAGAAAAAGAAUGGCGACCUGAGGAUAUGUAUGGACCCAAAGGAUCUGAAUGAGAACAUUAGGCGUGAGCAUUUUCAGAUACCCAAGCGUGAAGAAAUCACAAGUGAGAUGAGGUGUGCCAGAUAUUUCUCAAAACUUGAUGCAUCACAGGGUUUCUGGCAGCUAAAAUUGGAUGAAAAUAGCACCAAAUAUUGCACCUUUAACACGCCUUUUGGCAGAUACUGCUUCCUCAGACUUCCCUUUGGCAUCAUCUCAGCAUCUGAGAUAUUUCACAGAGCCAUGGAGCAUAUUAUCGAGGGACUAGAUGGAGUUCGGGUGUAUGUUGAUGACAUUAUCGUGUGGGGCUCCACAGUCCAAGAACAUAAUGCGAGGCUGACAAAAGUGCUGGAGCAGGUACGCAAGUAUGGAUUAAAGCUAAACAAGAGCAAAUGCCAGUUUGGAGUUGAGGAAAUUAUCUUUCUGGGAGACAAGCUCUCUGCACAAGGCAUUCAACCCGACCAAGAAAAAGUCAAUGCCAUAAUAGACAUGCCAAGGCCUACUGACAAGACUGGAGUGUUACGCAUCAUGGGGAUGGUCAAUUUCAUAGGUAAAUUUAUUCCAAAUUUAUCCGCAAAAACAUCUUGCAUCCGUGAACUCCUACACAAAGAGACUGAGUUUAAAUGGACAAGUAGACAUGAACAUGAAUGGCAAAAACUCAAAGAAACACUGACAACUGCACCUGUGUUGGCAUUCUACGACCCGACUAAGAGGAUCAAAGUGUCGACAGAUGCCUCAAAGAACGGAAUUGGUGCAGUGCUUCUACAAGCUGAAGGUGAGCAUUGGAAACCAGUGGCCUACGCAUCCAGGUCCAUGACAGAGACUGAGUGUCGAUAUGCUCAAAUAGAAAAAGAAUGUCUGGGGCUAGUGUUUGGCCUGGAGAGGUUCCACAGCUACGUUUAUGGCCUACCCUCCUUCACAGUGGAGACAGAUCAUCGUCCACUAGUUGCCAUUAUCAAAAAGAAUUUGAAUGAAAUGUCACCAAGGAUCCAACGUUUAAUGAUGAAAAUGCAGAGGUAUGACUUUGAGCUGAUCUACACGCCAGGAAAGCACCUGAUAAUAGCAGAUAUGCUUUCACGAGCACCUACAAGUAACAUCGAAAGUACCACUGAAGAGGAUGUUCAGUGUCAAGUGAGCAUGGUGUCUUCUGCACUUCCGAUAUCAGACGCAAAGUCCAGGCAGAUAGUUGUUGAAACAGCAAAGGAUACAGAGCUGCAGUGUGUUAUUAACAACAUAGAAAAUGGAUGGCCUGUAGGUUCCUGCACACAGUUCUAUCACAUCAGAGGUGAACUCAGUGUCAUUGAUGGACUGUUGCUGAAGCAAAGCAGAAUUGUCAUUCCACUAAAGAUGAGACAUGAUGUACUACACAGGAUCCAUGAAGGCGAAGUCGAGAAAUGCAAACGAAGAGCGAAAGAAACAGUUUUUUGGCCUGGAAUAAACAAGGACAUUGAGAAAUUGAUCAGUAUAUGUGAAACAUGUCAGAAACACAGGAACAAACAAACCAAAGAGCCUAUGCUGGUAACAGAGGUAUCAACAACGCCAUGGCACAAGGUUGGAAUGGAUUUGUUUCAGCUUAAAGGAAAGGACUACUUGGUGAUCAUUGACUAUUACUCAAACUUUCCGGAAAUGGCUUUGUUGUCAAACACAUCAUCAAACUGUGGCAUAACCCAUGCAAAAUCCAUUUUUGCCAGGCAUGGCAUACCAAACACUGUAAUGAGUGAUAAUGGACCAUGUUUCAGUAGUAAAGAAUGGCAUGACUUUGCAGAACAGUACGACUUCAAGCAUGUGACAUCCAGUCCUCUGUAUGCGCAGUCAAAUGGAAAAGCGGAAAAAGGAGUCCACAUUCUCAAACAGCUCCUGAAGAAAGCUGCUGACAGUGGCUCAGAUCCUUACCUUGCGCUACUAAGUUACAGAGCAUCACCACUGGAGUGCGGACUGUCACCUGCUGAAUUGUUGAUGAGUCGAAAACUGCGCACUACAUUGCCAAGCUACAUGAAACAAAACAAAGAUUCAAGGCUUGAACUAAAUGUCAUUGACUAA
Rhinichthys klamathensis goyatoka is the source of this 2886-nucleotide messenger RNA. RefSeq lists its product as uncharacterized. Bases 184 to 2886 code for a protein of 900 amino acids. The record is from RefSeq and is a predicted model, not a curated record. NCBI's taxonomy places the organism in Eukaryota, Metazoa, Chordata, Actinopteri, Cypriniformes, Leuciscidae. Gene Ontology annotation, molecular function: nucleic acid binding. Gene Ontology annotation, biological process: DNA integration. The transcript has a single exon.